This is a messenger RNA of Racocetra fulgida, 1028 nucleotides long. The record is from the annotation of a GenBank genome assembly. NCBI's taxonomy places the organism in Eukaryota, Fungi, Glomeromycota, Glomeromycetes, Diversisporales, Gigasporaceae.
ACUGUCUUGUUCUAUUGGAAGCCAGUAAUGGAAUACUGGCAAGUCAUCGUCCAGUGGAUGGCCGGCUGUUUUCGGAAAACAAAGUUAUUAAGGAUCUGUUAAGCGCACAAGGCGCCUGCGAUAGACUGUCUUCUCACGAAAUGGGAAAGAAGGAAGUUAUCAUAAAUUGGAUGCUUACGUGCAAUAAUCCAACUCCUCUAGAAUUCUUUCGCCGGAUCCAGCCAACACAUCGAUCUCGUGCAUUCGAAAAAUAUGAUAAAAUUCUUGAUCAAGCUAUCAACUGUUGUAAAGAUCCAGAAAAACAAUCGACUUUAAAACAAGUGAAAGAAACUGCUAAUAUUCGUGACGAGGUCUAUGAGACAAAUGCUAAAGUUCAUAGAGAAUUAAACAAGGUCGUCAGUAAGAGGGCAAUAAAAGCGAAUGAAGAAAGAUGGCGAAAAAAACAAAAACAAUUGAAUGGUCCUUAUGAACAUUUAUCAAUCACAGAACAAGAGGAUGACGAUGAAGAUAUAUAUUCAUCUAAUUAUGCGUCGUCUUCCCUUACGAACAAGCCUUGUUCACAACAACAAACAUCUGAACGAGGAAAAACGGGUGAAGAUAUAACUGCGGAGGAGCAGGAAAGACGUGAAAAUGGUGUUAGUUUGAGCGAUCAUGAUCAUAAUCUGGUUAAAAAUCUUCUCAACGAACUGCAACAAUGCUCUGAGAAAAUGGCCAGUUUGGUGCGCAGUUUUCAAGUAUACUGUGAUGAUUCCGUUAAUGAAUUAAUUCGGAAUGAAAUUAUGGACCUAACCCUGUCUUCGGAGUUCGUUCUAAGAUAUACAGAUGAGGAUGACUACAUACAAGUUCUAAAAGAGGUCUUUGAGCCUGUCGAUAAGUUGUUUCCGGAAAGUGCGAUUGAAUUUCUUGAAGAGUUUUUUUCAGACGUAUCAAUAUUGUUUGUACUAUCCUGUAUUAAUUUGUCUUUUUGCUUGCCAAUCACAUCAUCGCUGUUUAUUUUAACAGAAUUGUACCUAUCAACAAUGGGAUAG